AUGGCUUCUUAUCCUGCACUCAUCGAUGAGCAAGCUGAUAUUGAUGAGGGCAUUGGUCAGGCUCUCGAGUCUCUGAAGGAAGCGGAUGUGACUUCUGCGAGUCGCACUGUGCUCGAAAAUCAUAAGUACUUCAAGGAUAAAUAUCAUAGGGCCUGCGAGGAGGUCUAUUUGUUAGCUCUAGAGAAGAUGCAGGAGAUGAAGGAACAGAUGGAUGCAGCACGAGCAGGAGAGACAGAUGCUCAUAAUCAGUCAAUUGCAUCUGUAGCAUUGCCAGUUUCAUCGCUUUCAGGUCUGAAGCUUCCGAAGGGGGAGAUUCCUUUUUUUGAUGCGGAUCCUGCGCAGUGGAUCAAUUUUCGAGAUAAUUUUUUUAAUUUGAUGACUAUGAAUCCUCAACUUUCAUCGGUUUACAGGCUUCAUCUGCUUAAAAAUCAUCUCGGAGGGGAUGUAGAGAGGCGAAUCAGAAAUAUCGAUCUCGAUGGGAAGAAUUAUCAGCUGGUUUGGGACAGUCUGAUGGAGUACUAUGACAACAAGAGGUCCUUGAUGAAUGUCUCGUUGUCGAUGAUUUUUAAUGCUCCAAUGGUGAUGAAGGAUUCUAUCGAGUCUCUUGAGAGGUUAUACACGGAUGUCACUCAGGCGCUCACGUUACUCGAGACUCUUGAGAGAUCGGUUUCGCAGUGGGACGACAGGCUAGUUUAUAUUGUCGUUAAGAAGCUGAAUAGGGCCUCGAUUGCGGAAUGGGAGAGGACUCUUGGGGGUUCAUUAGAGCCACAGACCUGGAAGGAGCUCAGGGCAUUCAUGCUAUCAAGGAUCAGGGUGCUGCAGUCCUACCAAGCGGAUUAUGCUGGGGUUCCUGUGACUAACUCUUCGUAUAAUGGGUCUGCAAAAUCAUCAUUGAAUUUUUCAAGGGGUUCGAAUGGAGCUGGUGGUGCCAAGGUGCAUCAGAGGAAAUCAUUCUCUCACAGGGUGCUCACACUAUCAGGCUCGGUUAACCAGAGGAUAAAGAGGCUGAACCGUUUGAAGUUGUGCUUCAAUUGUCUCGGACAUCAUAUUAAAGGCAACUGUCCCUCGACGACGCACUGCCAGAAGUGUUCUGGGAGGCAUCAUACUUCCAUUCAUUUCAAGAAGUCGAAGUCUGCAGCGGCAGAUGUUGGUGGGCCUCCUCAGGGAGUUCCUCCUGGAUUGUCAGCGCAUGCUCAGACUUUCAUACCAGGGGGAGGAGCUGCAGAAGAUACAGGUGCUGCGACUCAUGCAGUGACGCAUAAGGUGUCUGCAGGUGCGUCUUCAGCGAUCUUGGCAACGGCGAUGGUGAAGGUGAAGUCAUUAGCCAGAGAGUUGGUCGAAGGACGUGCGUUGAUUGAUCCAUAUUCUCAAGUGACUUUGACAACUAAGAAGUUUGCUCAACAGCUGCGUGUCCCUCGUCGACACUAUUCUCAGAUGGUUUUGGGUGUCGGGGGAGCUAGUUCUUCUGCUGCUAAGGGGAUCGUCAUUGUGGAGUUAUUUUCUGGUUGGGGUCAUCGCGUUUGUGAGGCUGAAGCUAUCAUCCUGACGCCUUUAACGGAUUACAUUCCGAGAGCUGUGCCUUAUCGGCAGUGGUCAGUGUUGGAAGGAUUGCAGCUGGCUGACCCGGAGUUCAGUAGUACUAGAGGUAUCGACAUGAUCCUGGGGGUGGGUGUGUACUCGCAGAUUAUCCAGCUUGGGUUGAGGAGGGAGACCUUAGAUCAGCCAGUCGCACAACAAACUUCGUUGGGUUGGAUUCUGCCGGGAAGGUGUCGUUUGAGGAUGCUUCGUGGCGGGAGACAGCAGGAGGAGUUCGCAGAGGUUAAGACUGAGGUGGAUUCAGGGGAUACUCAGUGUGAGGAUUAUUACAAGGCAACGUGUUCGAGAAACGAUACUGGUCGUUAUGUGGUUCGAAUGCCUUUCAAAGCAUCUCCGCAGCAACUGGGUAACUCUCGUGGACUUGCUCUGAGGAUGCUGAACAGGUUGAAGGCUCGUUUGUCCAGAGAUCCUGAGCUUCAUCAAAAGUAUCGAGGUUUUUUGAAGGAGUAUGAAGAGCUGGAGCACAUGUUUCAGGUUAAGCCUCAGAAAGAGGGUUCUGCGAUCGUCUAUUAUUUGCCUUAUCACCUUGUUGGCAGGGAGUCUAGUCUGACGACCAAGCUCAGGGUGGUGUUUAAUGGCUCUGCCAAAGCUACAUCCAGACUUUCGCUGAACAAUCUGCUGCACGAAGGUCCUAAGUUGCAGGCAAGGAUUCUUUGGUUGGAUGAUUCUGGAGAGGUGGUCGAAUAUCAGCUGAACACGGUGAUGUAUGGGACGAGAUCUGCUUCUUAUCUUGCCAUUAGGAUGCUGCAGCAGUUAGCGAAGGAUCGAGGUGUCGAGUUUCCUAAGGCUAGAGAGGUGAUUCUGAAGACGACUUAUAUGGACGAUGUCUAUGGAAGAUCGAGCACUGAGGACAGCUGUAGGAGGGAGCUUAUGGAGAUCAAUCAGGAUCAGAAAGAGAUUGAGGUUUUGACUGAACGUAUUGUUCUGUCACAGGUCGCUCAGCUUUACGACCCUCUGGGGUGGAUAGCGCCUUUUUUUGUGAAGAGGAAGCUUCUGGUCCAGGAGUUAGGGAGUUUAAAACUGAGAUGGGAUAAUGAGCUGGCUGAGGAGACUGUGCAGCAUGCUUCUGGGGUCGCAUACGGAGCUGUGAUUUACUUGAAGAUUGUUGGUGUAAAUGGUGACGUAAAUAUAAGCUUGGUAUCAGCGAAAUCAAAGUUAGCUCCUGUUCAGGAGAAGAAGGGUUCUGCGAAGGUGACGAUUCCGAGGCUGGAGCUCAUGGGAGCAUAUUCGUCGGUAGCUCUGACUUGGAUCAAGUCUGAUCCCGCAAGAUACAAACAAUUCGUUAAAAAUCGUGUGUCGGAGAUUCAGCGUCUGAUGCCUCAAGCUAACUGGAGGCAUGUCCCUGGAAAGGAUAAUCCUGCGGAUCUGGUGUCGAGAGGCGUGUCAAAGCAGAGGUUCGCUGUUAAUGAUUCUGAGAGUUUGGAGAGGAAGAAUUUGGAUGUGCAUGCAGCUUGCGUUGGUGCUGGUUCAGAGUAUCAGUCUUGGGAUUUCGUUGGGAGAUACAGCUCAUUGAGGGAGCUGUUACCUGUUACUGCCUGGUGUCGUCGGGUUUUUCUAGUCAGACGAGAGAACACUAGCAAUGGAGCUCGAGGGUUCAAGGGGUUGUUCUUGCAGCCUAGUGAGAUCGAGGAGGCUAGGGUGUUCUGGAUCCGGGAGAUUCACGCUGAGUAUUUUUAUGAGGACAUCAAGAAGCUAAGAGAAAUGAAUGAAGUGGCUCUCCGGAGUGUGCUGUUUCGCCUAGUACCUUUUCUUGAUGGUGAGGGGAUUAUUUGUUUGACUGGGAGGUUUCAGAAAUCAUCUCUGGAGGAGGAUUUUAAGCAUCCUGUGAUACUGCCAUCCAGUUCCAAAUUUACUGAGCUUGUUUUGAUGGAGGCUCAUCGUCAGACAUUCCAUGGGGGAGUUCAGGUGAUGCAGGCACUUCUAAGGAGGAAAGAUUGGGUUCUUGGUGGGAGGAGAUCAGUGAAGAGCUUCAUGUUCAGGUGCGUGAUCUGCACUCGUCAUCAUGGCGCUAUGGCUAAGCCAACUGAUGGGUCAGUUGCCUUCGAGAGUGACUCCAUCUUGAGGUUUUCUUCACCUUGGAGUGGACUAUCCAGGGCCGUUGACUUUGCUGAGUUGGAGGCGUCAAGAAGCCAAGACCUACAAGGGGUUUUUAUGGUGAUCUUCGUGUGCUUUAUGACCUCGGCAGUGCACAUUGAAUUGGUGACGGAUUACAGCAUCGAGGGAUUCUUGGCCUGCUACAGGAGAUUCUCAGCUAGGCGUGAUAUCUGUGAGACGAUCACGAGUCAUCGUGGUACCAACUUGGUGGGAGCUGAUGGGGAACUAAGGAGGUUGUUCGAUGCUACUGGUCGGGCGGCUCGGGAAAUUGCUCAUAACGUAUCCAAGGAUGGAACUAAGUGGAACUUUAAUCCUCCUGCAGCUCUUCAUCACCGAGGGAAAUAG
This is a messenger RNA of Diachasma alloeum, 4035 nucleotides long. RefSeq lists its product as uncharacterized. The transcript is spliced from 9 exons. Gene Ontology annotation, molecular function: nucleic acid binding. The record is from RefSeq and is a predicted model, not a curated record. NCBI's taxonomy places the organism in Eukaryota, Metazoa, Arthropoda, Insecta, Hymenoptera, Braconidae. Bases 1 to 4035 code for a protein of 1344 amino acids.